CGGGGUGUGGCGGGGCGGGCAGGAAGGGGGGCAGGAUUGUCCCGGUAAAUAGAACCGGGGGACGCGAUGAAGCUGUACUGCCUGUCAGGGCAUCCAACCUUGCCAUGCAACGUGCUCAAGUUCAAAUCCACCACCAUCAUGCUGGACUGUGGGCUGGAUAUGACGUCUACCCUCAAUUUCCUCCCCCUGCCUCUGGUCCAGAGCCCCAGGCUGUCCAAACUUCCCGGUUGGGUUUUGAAAGAUGGAAGCAUGUUUCUGGACAAGGAGCUGAAGGAGUGCUCUGGCCAUGUGUUUGUAGACUCUGUGCCUGAGUUCUGCUUGCCAGAGACUGAACUGCUUGACCUCUCCACAGUGGAUGUAAUCUUGAUCUCCAACUAUCACUGCAUGAUGGCACUGCCCUACAUCACAGAGUACACAGGAUUCACUGGAACAGUUUAUGCCACCGAGCCCACUGUUCAAAUUGGCAGGCUCCUGAUGGAAGAGCUGGUGAAUUCCAUUGAACGCGUGCCAAAGGCUCAGUCUGCCUCCAUGUGGAAGAACAAGGAGGUGCAAAGGUUGCUGCCAGCCCCGCUGAAGGACGCGGUGGAGGUGUCCAUGUGGAGGAAGUGCUACACCAUGCCCGAGGUGAAUGCAGCCCUCAGCAAGAUCCAGCUGGUGGGCUAUUCCCAGAAAAUCGAGCUGUUUGGUGCUGUGCAGGUCACCCCUCUGAGCUCGGGCUACGCUCUUGGGAGUUCCAAUUGGAUUAUCCAGUCACACUAUGAAAAGGUUUCUUAUGUUUCAGGAUCUUCUCUGCUUACAACACACCCUCAGCCCAUGGACCAGGCUUCUCUUAAAAACAGCGACGUUCUCAUCCUGACAGGGCUGACCCAGAUCCCCACUGCCAACCCUGAUGGAAUGGUGGGAGAGUUCUGCAGCAACCUGGCGAUGACUGUCCGGAAUGGAGGCAAUGUCCUGGUUCCCUGUUACCCCUCUGGAGUGAUCUACGACCUGCUGGAGUGCCUCUAUCAGUACAUUGACUCUGCAGGACUCUCCAAUGUCCCCUUUUAUUUCAUCUCACCUGUUGCCAACAGCUCCCUGGAGUUCUCCCAGAUCUUUGCUGAGUGGUUGUGUCAUAACAAACAAACAAAGGUGUAUCUUCCAGAACCUCCUUUUCCCCACGCUGAGCUCAUUCAGACAAACAAAUUGAAACAUUAUCCCAGCAUCCAUGGAGACUUCAGCAAUGACUUCAAGCAGCCCUGUGUUGUGUUCACUGGGCAUCCCUCUCUCAGAUUUGGGGAUGUGGUGCAUUUCAUGGAGCUGUGGGGAAAAUCCAGCUUGAACACUGUUAUAUUCACAGAACCUGAUUUCUCUUACCUGGAUGCUCUGGCUCCCUAUCAGCCCUUGGCAAUGAAAUGUGUUUACUGUCCCAUUGACACAAGACUCAACUUUAUUCAGGUGUCUAAAUUACUUAAAGAAGUCCAGCCCCUGCACGUGGUGUGCCCCGAGCAGUACACGCAGCCCCCUCCCACGCAGUCCCACCGCACGGACCUGAUGAUCGACUGCCAGCCCCCGGCCAUGUCCUACCGCCGCGCCGAGGUGCUCACGCUGCCCUACAAGCGCCGCUACGAGAAGAUCGAGAUCAUGCCCGACCUUGCAGAUUCCCUCGUGCCCUUGGAGAUCAAGCCUGGUAUUUCCUUGGCAACAGUUUCUGCUGUGCUGCAUACUAAGGACAACAAGCACGUGCUGCAGCUCCCUCCAAAACCUCCCCAACCUCCUGCCAGCAAGAAGAGGAAGCGAGUGAGUGAUGAUGUGCCCGAGUGCAAAUCUCUGAAGCCUCUGCUGAGUGGCUCCAUCCCCAUGGACCAGUUUGUGCAGACUCUGGAGAAGCACGGCUUCAGCGAUGUGAAGGUGGAGGACACGGCCAAGGGCCACAUUGUGCUGCUGCAGGAGGCAGAGACCCUGAUCCAGCUGGAGGAGGACUCCACCCACAUCAUCUGUGACAAUGAUGAGCCCCUGAGGGUCAAACUGCGGGACCUGGUGCUCAAAUUCCUGCAGAAAUUUUAGCUCGUGGACAUCAGGAGGCUGUGCAAGGAGAGAGCCUGGAGCAGCAGAACUUGGAGCUGUCCAAGGAGAGAGAAUUUUGUGAUUCAGAGACACCAGAAACCACCUUCACCUUCAUGGAGGAGCAAGGGAGUAUUUUUUAAUAUCUAUUUUUUAAAUCUUAUUUUUAACCUGUUUUGGAAUACUUUGGAGGAGAUUCCUGUUGUGUAAAAUUGCGAGCUGGGAAUCUUACAGGUGAUAGGAGCUGCAGAAUAAAUAACUGGAGUGUU
Pyrgilauda ruficollis (rufous-necked snowfinch) is the source of this 2309-nucleotide messenger RNA. It is a transcript of the gene INTS9, whose product is annotated as integrator complex subunit 9. The coding region runs from base 67 to 2043 and encodes 658 amino acids. Lineage: Eukaryota; Metazoa; Chordata; Aves; Passeriformes; Passeridae. Gene Ontology annotation, cellular component: integrator complex. Gene Ontology annotation, biological process: snRNA processing. The transcript has 17 exons. The record is from RefSeq and is a predicted model, not a curated record.